AUGGAAGAUCAAAUUUUGCCUCCUCAGGUUAUUGAUUACAACCUAUCCCAUCCCUUAGUAGGAACUUUGUUUAGCACUAUUUCAGAUCGACCUUAUGGAGAAAUUGAGGAUAGUGUUCUUGCCAUUAAGAUUAGAACUGAUGAAUUUGAUACCCAGAGAAGAUUGACAGAGCCAAUACAUCACCUAAUCCUGAGCGGAAGUUUUGCUGAAAUUGCAAACACCUCUCUCUCACUAGACUGUAAAGGCGAAAGCAGGCUUUCUCAGGUGAAAACAAGUAGCGGAGAAAUUUCGCUAGACAAGCCACCAAAGCCACACAGACUUCAGGCAAACUGUAGCAAUUCUUGUGAAAGGCCAAUUUCAAAGGUGUAUAAUCACCUCAGGAAUAAAUUGAUCCCUGCUCCACAGAAGAAGAUUGAGAAAUCUUGUAUUGUAGACUUUCACUCUGAAGGUCAGGAUAAUACUUCUCAUACAAGUUCUUCCAAGAACAAACUCGAAAUGAGGAGCUAUAUGUCAGGAAAUAGACUCCGAGGAGUCAACCAUAAUAGCACUAUUAAGGGUGCAGGACUUCAAGGCGAUCUGGAGCUUGGCAAAAGCCCGCUUAAUAACAUGUAUAUGUCACAUGUGGUCACCCAGGUUGUCCUAGGCGAUAAUCCAGACACGCAUAUAGAGUAUAUCAGAAGCCUUGAAGCUAUCAUUGCUAAUCUUAAGAACGACCUGAAUGAGAAGAAUACGGAAAACGAGACUUUAAAGAAAGAAAAUAAAAGUCUUAGGAAGAUUAUUAGUAAAGUUGACAAGAGCAAACUUCAUGAACUCAAAACCAAAUUACAAAAAGAAGACGAGUCUCCAGUUCAAGUAGAACAAAAUGAGGAAGAGCUUGACUCUUUUAUAUUAGCAGAGAAGACAGCCGUUGAUGCCAUGGCAAGGAAUCCUUUACAGAAUCCAAUAAGAGAAAUUUUAAGCUUAAAAGCUAAAGUUUCUUCAGUUGAUCGGAACAACUCUGAAUCUAAGAGAAGCAGGCUUAGGAUGCCUCUAACAGCUGGAUCCAAGCAAAAUUCUGAUCUUAGCGAAACUAAUUGAAAGGUUUCAAGCAGUGUUCGGAAGGAAGUAACUUCACCAAGCUUAUUACACUACAAAAAUGAUACUCUCGCUUUUAAACAAAAGAAUCCAUAUUACAUGGAAAGUGAGCCUCAGACCAUGAAAUGUGAUAAGAAAGAUCCAAAUCUCAGUAAGAGAGACUCAGAAAAAUCCCCAGUCCAGUCGAUGAUCCCAAUCGGGAGUACAGCACAAAGCAAGGGUGAAAAAUCAUCAUUUGCUAACGAAAUCAAGGGGAAAUAUAACACCUCGUUGUUUAACCAAAAGAAAGCAUUUGUGAAGGAAGUAUCUGUUCAUUUGAACUGAGUGAAACCUGAUAAAAACAUGAGGGAAUUGUCAUUGAAUGACCAUUUAAGAUCUACUUCUAAAGACAGUUCAAAUUCAAUGUCUUUUGGAGGAACCAGCAGGAAAUACAGUAAUAUCAAAAGUAGGCUGUACCAGCCUACUUCUGCUUAUAAGCUUAAAAAGGAGGCUACUUUAUCUGAGAAAAAUAAAAAUAUUGAGAGAAAGAAGCGCGAAAAACAAAAAAUCCCUUCUAAGAUAAAAGCCAUAAGGGCUGCUCAGGAUAUACACAAUCCGGAGCUUUAUCAAUUUGAUUCAAAAGAGUUGUCACCAUCAAUUCCAGUUAAGGAUUAUUCAAAAGUGAAAUAUCCCAAAAAGCGCAGUGUUAACAGAUUCAGCACUGAAGUAUCCUCUAUUGUACAGAGCACUAGGCGGAAGAGGAAGCCUCGUCAUGAUAAGGUUAACUAUGAACGCUCUCCAUUAAUCCCUCAUCAUACAAAGAAAUAGCUUUAAAAUUCCUAAAUAA
This is a messenger RNA of Moneuplotes crassus, 1900 nucleotides long. The record is from the annotation of a GenBank genome assembly. Lineage: Eukaryota; Ciliophora; Spirotrichea; Euplotida; Euplotidae.